AUGAAGCUGAAUCCUAAGAAAUGCGUCUUCGGCGUCACCUCGGGAAAAUUCUUGGGGUAUCUGGUUUCCCACCGGGGAAUCGAGGCCAACCCCGACAAGGUCAAGGCCAUUCAGGACAUGUCCCCACCUCGGAACAUCCGAGAAGUCCAGCGGCUGAAUGGACGCCUGGCCGCGCUGAAUCGCUUCCUGUCCCAAUCAGCUGAGAAAGCACUGCCCUUCUUUAAGGUGCUCAAGAAGGCCGAUCAGUUUGCCUGGACGGAAGAAUGCCAGGCUGCUUUCGACAAGCUGAAGCAAUAUCUCCAUCACCUACCCACUCUCGCUUCACCUCGGCCCGAGGAGAAACUCUACCUCUACCUCGCCGCAACCGACGAGGCUGUCAGCGCUGUCCUUAUCCGGGAUGAGGGCACCCAAGUGCCAGUCUACUACGUCAGCCGAGCUCUCCGCGGGCCGGAGACUCGAUACACUCAGGUGGAAAAACUGGUGCUGGGGCUAGUCCACGCAGCUCGGCGAUUGAAGCCCUACUUCCUUGCUCAUCCCAUCUCCGUCAGGACCGACCAGCCCAUUCGGCAAAUAUUGAUGCGACCCGAGGCUUCCGGUCGCCUUACCAAGUGGGCUGUCGAGUUGGGAGAGUAUGACCUGUCGUAUGAGCCUCGCACCGCCAUAAAAGCUCAAGCCCUAGCUGAUUUCUUGGCCGAACUGACCUUCACGGAAGGUCCAGAGUCCACCUCCGCCAGUGCCGAGGUUCCCACCCCUUCCCCGUGGACGCUGUACGUAGACGGGUCCUCUAAUGGGGAUGGCAGCGGAGCUGGACUGCUCCUGGAAGGACCUCAGGGAGAAGUGUGCUCUUACGCCCUCCGCUUUGGCUUCCCAGCCACCAAUAAUGAAGCCGAGUACGAGGCCUUAAUUGCUGGACUCCAGCUGGCCCGCAGGCUCGGCGCCCAGCAAAUCCACGUCCGCAGUGACUCCCAACUCGUUGUACGCCAAGUUCUUGGUGAAUACGAGGCUAAGGAUGAGACCAUGCAACGGUACCUCUCCAAAGUUCACCAACUCACCGCGUACUUCGAGUCCUUCGAAAUCCAAAGAAUACCCGGUCCCAGAAUAAUGGAAGUCCUGAGUGAACCAGGAUACGUGGAAGAGGUGGCCUGCCCCGUGCACUCUGAAGAAACCUGGAUGACCCCGUUCAUCCUUUUCUUGGGUCAAGGAGCCCUUCCCGAAGACCGAGCCGAGGCGAGAAAAAUACAACGCAAGGCGGCUCGGUACGCUCUCCGCGAUGGAGAGCUGUACAAACGCUCCUACCUCGGCCCCUGGCUGAGGUGUGUCACUCCCGAGACAGGACGCCACGUCCUCCACGAGAUCCACGAGGGCUUGUGUGGAGCUCACGUCGGCCACAGAAUGCUAGCCAAGAAGGCUUUGCUUCUUGGAUAUUUCUGGCCCUCAGUUCGGCAAGACGCCCAGGACCUCGUUCUCGGCUGCCCUUCCUGCCAAGUCCACGCACCCGAGCAUCACCAGCCCGCAAACUUCAUGGUUCCCAUCACUUCACCUUGGCCGUUUGAGCAAUGGGGGACAGACAUCAUAGGUCCUUUCCCCAGAUCCGUCGGGGGUUAUACCUUCCUGGUCAUCAUCUCGGAUAAUGGAAGACAAUUUGCCGAGAACCCCUUUAAAACUUGGUGCACAAACCUUGGCAUCAAACAACAUUUCACUUCAGUAGGCCACCCCCAGGCCAACGGUCAAGCAGAAAACUUCAACCGAACUCUCUUGCAUGGCCUCAAGACCCGACUACACCAAGCUGGAACAUCUUGGGUCGAAGAACUCCCCAGUGUCCUGUGGUCCUAUCGGACCACGCCGAGGUCAGCCACGCAAGAGACCCCCUUCUCUUUGACCUACGGAGCCGAGGCUGUCAUCCCUGCCGAGAUCCUUACCCCCAACCCUCGGCUGGCAGCCUAUGCCGCCGAGGUGAACAACGAAGAGAGACAGCUGGAUCUCGACCUCGUCGAUGAACGAAGGGACCUCGCCUCAGCCCGGAUAGCUUCCUACAAGAACACACUGGCACACUAUUACAAUGCCCGCGUCAGACACCGUAGAUUCCAGCCUGGAGACUUGGUUCUUAGGAAAAACUCAGUCAGCCGAGCUGAACCACAAGGGAAAUUAUGCCCAAAAUGGGAAGGCCUUACCGAGUUGUGGAUCUGA
Coffea eugenioides is the source of this 2187-nucleotide messenger RNA. RefSeq lists its product as uncharacterized. Lineage: Eukaryota; Viridiplantae; Streptophyta; Magnoliopsida; Gentianales; Rubiaceae. Bases 1 to 2187 code for a protein of 728 amino acids. The record is from RefSeq and is a predicted model, not a curated record. Gene Ontology annotation, biological process: DNA integration. Gene Ontology annotation, molecular function: nucleic acid binding; RNA-DNA hybrid ribonuclease activity. The transcript is spliced from 3 exons.